This is a messenger RNA of Agrilus planipennis (emerald ash borer), 2772 nucleotides long. RefSeq lists its product as uncharacterized. NCBI's taxonomy places the organism in Eukaryota, Metazoa, Arthropoda, Insecta, Coleoptera, Buprestidae. The coding region runs from base 140 to 1687 and encodes 515 amino acids. The transcript is spliced from 7 exons. The record is from RefSeq and is a predicted model, not a curated record.
AUCCAAUGAAUGUUUAAAAACAUUGAGUGAUCAUAUAAUAGUAUCACAACAAGAGAAAGAAGAACUAGAGGAACGCCUUGAAACUUUUAAAAACAAAUAUGCAGAUGCAAUUAAAGAAUCUCAUGAAAAAUACGAAGAAAUGAUAAAAGAAUAUGAAGAAAACACACUUGAUUACAAACAAUUAAAAGAGUUACAGGAAAAGAAUGCAGAACUAGAAGCAGAAAUAGAAGUGUUACGGGAUGAUAUAAAGACAGAGAAAAAGAUAAAGGAAGAGUUUACAGAAAUGAAGAAACGGGAAUUUUAUAAAGCAAUAGUACAGUUUGCAGAAACUAUUAUUUCUUAUAAGAAAAAUAGAGACACCUUCGUGUUACGUAAGCAAUUAGAGAAAGAAGAGAUCCAACUUUUAAAAAAGUAUUCUGGGCUUGAAAAACAGAAUUUAUUUAAAAGAAGCUCCUUUGCCAUCCCAAAAAUACUUCCGCCAUUUCAGAUGCCACAAUUUAAUUUUCAAUCCCCUUUAACUUCUCGUGCAUUAUUAAAUGCAAACCUGAUGUCACCCAGAAAAUAUGGAUUACUUCAAAAUGAGGAAUCAAAUCAUAAAGGUAUUAUCGACGGAAUAAAAAAGCGAAAACUUAACGCACCUGCUGAACAAGGUGAAAAUAAACGUUUAGUGAACAGUUUACAAAAGCAUCAGUUUGACGCGAGUCCAUAUUUUCAAAACCUAUCUCAAGGUACUUCUCAAAAAAUUCAAAACCAGAAUAGCCAAGGGCAUGACUCAAUGAAAACAUUCAAUAAUAAAAGUCAUGGAAAGGUGAAAGUUAUCGAUGUUACAGUAAUUCCUCCAUCUCCUGUUACAUUCAACAACACAAAUCCUAACAAAAAUCAAAGCACAAAUAAUGAUACGUUCGUUCAGAAAACUCAACAUAUCCCACUUACUUCUUACAAUUCUAAUAAUGAACGUGGACAAUUUAUGGAUCCAAAAAUUAAAUUUGAUAACAACAGACCAAAAACCAGCUCUUUGGCCGGCAUGAAUAAAGAUGCGACUCGUCCAUUAAGAAGGGAAUCAAAUAAAAACAUAUUUUCUUUUCAAAAAUCGACAAAUAAUGCUGAACAAGAACCAAUAAAUAGUCAAGAUUUGUUAUUUUCACAAGAAUCUGUGACAAAUCAACUCAAAGAUAAUCAAACUGGCCUAACUCCUGAGAUGAUUCAGUUUAAAUUACUAUCAGGAAGCAGAAAAGAUAAUACUGACGAAGAUAAGGAAAACAACGAAGUACACUGCGAAGAUCAAGGGACAGAAAGUCAAUCUUUUGUAUGUAAUGAAGACAAUUAUGGCAGAUCCUUGAAUAAUUCAUUUAGUAUUGAACCAAGCUUCAGAUACGAAAAUGCUAAUAAUUCUUCUACUUUUGGUCAAUUCGAUAGACCAAAUGAAAUUCCGCGCUUUCAAUUUGGAGAUGCCCCAAAUCAAUUAAACGUUUCAGGUAUUGACGUGCAAAAUUACAUGGAUACUGGAAAUGAAAACUACGUAUGUUCUCCGAUUAAUUCAUUUUUGUUGAACACUACUGACGAAAAAGAAGACAAUAAAGACGAAAAUAAGAAUAAACAGUCCAAUAACUUUUUUUUUAAAUUUGGAGAAUGUACUUCAAAAAAUGGUCCUUCGGGUCAAAAAAAACUUUUUGAUAUGUUUUACUAAACUGAAAAUAUGCGUUAUAUUAAGUAGGUAACUUCGGAACAUAUGUUAAGUUUAAACACAACUUGUUACUUUGCUAAAUGUUAUUUUUCCAUUCGUUCUUGUUCUGAAAUAAAACCAUUCAAUUUUGGUAAUUAUUACUUUUCUUUCCUACACUGAAAAAAAAAAUGUUUUGCCUUUUAGACAGAAAUGAUGAUAAUAAUAAUCUAUAUUAAAUUAUAGGUCACAGUACCUACAAGUUUAUAUUUAGUAAUUCAAAUAAACUCUAAUUUUGAAGAUAUUCCAAUUGAAAAAAGCAUACCUUUUUAAUUUUCUUUAAGGGUAAUAGGUCAUCUACUGCACAUGCGAUGUUGCUACAUAGAAACGUAUUGUAUUGUUUAAUUUUUUUACUUCUUAGAUCGACUUAAAAAACAUGAAUACAAAAUCUUUACAAAACGGCAACCUUCUUAUUGAUUUCUUCCUAAAAUUAUAUGUAUCAUGUAUAUCAGGUUUGGCCUCACAGUCACAACUAGAUAGGUACAUGUUUUUUUUUUUAUAUGUAUAAAAAUUACCACUACUCAAAAAUUACUGACAAUGUGCAUAAAAUCAGAAAAUGUUUUAAUAAAAAAACAGGCGACACGUAUUUAAUAAAUAAGACACUGUAAUAUUAUGAGUUUGUCAACAAUGCCCCGAAAUUGGGCCAUAUAUAAUUGCCUAAUAAUUUCCAAAGGCCUUACAGCUACAUUACAACCAAACUGAUCGAUUCCGAAUGUGUUAGUAUUACGCAAAGGCCUAUUCUUAAUUGCAAUUUUCAGCUCAAAACCCGUGUAAUCCCCAUAGAAACGGUUAUCGUUUUAUUUGAGCAUUUUCUUUAUACUUUAUCAAUGUAAGCUGAGUCUCGAGUUGUCGGUUUUCGGGCUAUUAUCCCGUUAUCAAUUACUCCUCGCCUUUUCGAAAGUCAUAUCGUUAUCUUACUCAGAAAACUUUCGAAACAUUAAGGAAUAAUAAUCGACCAGACGGUAAUAAUAAAGAAGUCAAUAAGUCGCAAACUCAAGCUACGACAGGUUUAAACUGACUCUUACUAACCAUUGUUACAUAUAAUAAUUGGA